Molecule: messenger RNA, 2149 nt
Organism: Diospyros lotus (date-plum)
Lineage: Eukaryota; Viridiplantae; Streptophyta; Magnoliopsida; Ericales; Ebenaceae
Product: probable receptor-like serine/threonine-protein kinase At4g34500
Exons: 10
Coding region: 1-1866 (621 amino acids)
Biological process (GO): protein phosphorylation
Cellular component (GO): plasma membrane
Molecular function (GO): ATP binding; protein kinase activity
Source: RefSeq, a predicted model, not a curated record
AUGAGGGAGAAGAAUAGGAGAGGUGGUGUGGUUGAGAAUGGUGACGUUAACGGCAAGAAUGGUGAGAAAAAAGUGUUGAUGAUGAGGGAGACACAUGGCGGAGAUGGUAACGGAAUCGUCAAUGAAAAAGGGGAUGGAUUCUUUGAUCUCAUGCCCGCAAAUGAUCUCACGCCCGCAAAUGAUCCAAUGGAAGCUCAGCGAGUGAUGGUGAUCCAGGAUGCAUCAAAGGAAGUUAGUUUAAGUGCCCUCAAAUGGCCCUUGAGAGGCUUAUGCCUUAAACCCGGAGAUAUGCUCGCGCUCCUUUCCAUUGUUCAUGAGGUUAAAAAUCCAAUGGGAUACAAAAUCAGAGUGGACAGCUCAAUGUUUGGAGCAAAUCAGAGAAUUGUUGCUCAAGAGAUAGACAGGAAGAAGAAAGAAUAUCGAGACAACGAGGAACUCGCCGAGAUAUCCCAGAAAUAUCAAAUGAAACAGAUAGUGUUCAAGAUAAAAGUGGAUGCAGGACCUUCACCGAAGAUGGUUGCUUAUGAAGCAGCCAAGAGAAUAAGGGCUACGUGGGUAAUACUAGACAGGAAAAUGGAGAAAGAUAAAAAAUACUUUCUAGAGAAGAUCCCGAGUGGAAUAUCAAGGAUCACAAGCAACAACAGCAUUGAACAAUUAAGAGGACCAAAAGCAAGAGCUCCAACUUCAAGCCUGUGCCACAGUGAAUCAAGUUCUCAUUUUACUGAUGAGAAGUUCAUCCUUGAGCCUAUUUUAUCAGAAAACGAUACAAAACCAAAGACAGAAAAUCUUGGAACAGUUGCUCCAGAUGCCAUUGAAAACCAAUAUGAUAUUAACUCGAUUGAUGCUCAAGAGAAAAUUCCAGAUCAAAUACCAAGACUGAGUGGCCGCACUGAGGACUUGACAGCUCCACUGGACCCUGAAAAGUCAUAUGAUGAAUCCAGUUGUGAAAGCCAUGACAAGAUAGGAUGGAUGAGGGAAUUCAGUUAUGAAGAGCUGCAAGCUGCUACAGAUGGAUUCUCCCCAGAGAAUAUUGUCUUUGAAGGAGGACAUGCUGCUGUCUUCAGAGGUGAGCUGAAAGAUAAGUUGAUGAUAGCCAUUAAGGAAAACAAAGAUGCUAGUUCUCAAGGAGAAAGGAAAUUCAACUCAGAAGUCCAAGUUCUUGGCAAAAUAAGGCAUGAGAAUGUGGUCGUAUUGUUAGGAUCCUGUUCAGAAGGAAACCAAAGGUUGCUCGUAUAUGAGUAUGUGGGCAAUGGUUCACUAGAUCAACAUCUUACAGAGUCAAAACCUUUAACUUGGGGGGUGAGGAUGACAAUUACACUAGGAGUAUCCAGAGCUUUAAACCAUCUCCAUGCCAACAACAUAAUCCACAGAGAUGUAACACCAAACAAUAUUUUGGUGACUCAUGACUAUGAACCAUUGCUUGGAGGUUUUGGCAUUGCAACAACACAGCAUGACUCAGAUCAAUCCUUGGACCACGGGGUCUUGGGGACCUUUGGAUACUUGGCACCAGAAUAUGCAGAGGCUGGGAUAGCAUCAAACAAGACAGACAUCUACUCCUUUGGUGUGGUCUUAUUACAGCUCAUCACUGGUCGCAGUACUAAGGACAAGACACUUCCAGAGAAAAGCCUAGUUGGAUGGGCUAGAGCACUUCUGAAACAAAAGAAGUAUGCUGAGAUGGCUGAUUCAAGAAUUUUCCUUGACACUCACCAGUUCAAUUGGACAGUUCAACUAGCAGAGAAAUGUCUAUCCCAGGAUCCUGAGAAUAGGCCAUCCAUGGAUGAGGUGGUCUCAACACUAGAAAACAUAAUGGAAGGGAAAACACCCUGGGGACAGAAAAAAUCCUACAUCCAAUAUGAGAUACAGUGAGCAUCAAUGGGAAGUCAGAGUGUUUGCAAAGCUGAUGAAAAACUUGAAUGCAACAAGAAACAUACAGCAGCUGAGUGAAGCAAAAUGAGAGAAAGGAAAUCCAGAAAACCAGAGAAUGGAUCACAAAUAAUGCAGCUAUACUGACCUGGACAUGUGUGUUUUUCGAAUAAACAACUAAUCCAGAUGAUCUGAUGACUUCAUGCCAUUUCAUCUUUGAACUAAAUGCAAUGUAAACUUGAGUAAACACCAUAUUUUUCAUCUAAUGUCUAAAAUUUGAGAACGU